AUGCAACUCCACCACUUCCUCCCUCUCGCCGCCAUGGGCGUCCUGGCCCUCACUACCACCGCCGAAUCCACUCCCCUCUCAACCCGCAGCGAAAGCAUCACAAUUACCACCUGGUCCGGCAACAACUGCGAAGGUUCCUCCGCCAACCCUGCCAUCAUCGGGUCUGGAGAAUCUUGCUUUGUGAGCCUGCCUGGGGCGUCUUUCAACGUCGGUACCGCCGACAGCAAGUGCAAGAUCACCACCUGGUCUGGGGACAACUGUCAGGGAAGUUCGGCGAACUUUGCGGGAGAUGUGCAGGGAUGUAUUGGCAUUCCGUUCGCGUCUGUCAGUGUUGAUUGUUAG
Messenger RNA from Aspergillus costaricaensis CBS 115574, 342 nucleotides. RefSeq lists its product as uncharacterized. NCBI's taxonomy places the organism in Eukaryota, Fungi, Ascomycota, Eurotiomycetes, Eurotiales, Aspergillaceae. The transcript has a single exon. The record is from RefSeq and is a predicted model, not a curated record. The coding region runs from base 1 to 342 and encodes 113 amino acids.